UAAAAUACGGUAUUCACAUCACCGGUUUCUCUCUCCCUCUCUCGAUCUCGAUCUCGAUCGAUUCCUCUCCUCUUCGUAAUCUCUGUGGAUCAAAAGACCAUGUCGGGAAGAAAAAUCACGCUGAAGAGCUCCGAUGGCGAGACCUUUGAGGUCGAUGAAGCCGUCGCUUUGGAGUCGCAAACCAUCAAGCACAUGAUCGAAGACGACUGCGCCGACAAUGGAAUCCCUCUCCCUAACGUCACCAGCAAGAUCCUCUCGAAGGUCAUCGAAUACUGCAAGAAGCACGUCGACGCCGCCGCUAAGUCCGAAGCCGCCGCCGCCGCCGAAGAAGACGUUAUGAAGAACUGGGACGCCGAGUUCGUCAAAGUGGACCAGGCUACCCUCUUCGAUCUCAUCUUGGCUGCCAACUAUCUGAACAUCAAGGGCCUUCUGGACUUGACCUGCCAGACCGUAGCCGAUAUGAUCAAGGGUAAAACUCCAGAGGAGAUCCGCAAAACCUUCAACAUCAAGAACGACUUCACCCCGGAGGAAGAGGAGGAGGUGCGCCGUGAGAACCAAUGGGCCUUUGAGUAAAGGUGAAAGACCAACCGAGAAAACCGAAAGAAAAAAACGGGGUGUGCCCGAUUGUCUAUCUCCGCCAUAUUAGUAAUCUACAAGACUUCACCCUCAGUAGUACAAUCUCUGUGUUUGUUCGUCGCACAUUGUUUCUGUUUACGUCUGUUGUGUUGAUUCUCUCUCCCUCUCCUUCUCCCUCUCCCUCACUCGCAACCUGUCACGGGUUGUGAGAUGCUGCGUCGGAUGUUAUGCUAUGAAUGUUGAAUGACUUGUUUUCCAUUUCGAUAACCAUCUUUCGUAAUAACCAUUAUGAAUGUAUUAAAAAGUUGUCCUUUUAUUGA
Messenger RNA from Tarenaya hassleriana, 896 nucleotides. RefSeq names its product SKP1-like protein 1B. The record is from RefSeq and is a predicted model, not a curated record. Gene Ontology annotation, cellular component: nucleus; cytoplasm. Gene Ontology annotation, biological process: SCF-dependent proteasomal ubiquitin-dependent protein catabolic process. Bases 100 to 573 code for a protein of 157 amino acids. Gene Ontology annotation, molecular function: cullin family protein binding. The transcript is spliced from 2 exons. NCBI's taxonomy places the organism in Eukaryota, Viridiplantae, Streptophyta, Magnoliopsida, Brassicales, Cleomaceae.